AUGAAGGCGCAUUGUUUAUCAAAGGAAGACAAAGCGAACAUUGAGAAACUGCGCGAAGCCGUCAAGAGCGAGCUGACGCCUUAUUAUGACACCGAUUUCAAUCUACUGCGUUGGCUCCAAGGACACGGCAACAACUUUGAAGUGGUCAUUCCAAAAUUGAAAAGUCAUCUGCGAUUUCGGCGUUCCAAAUGGGAUUUGGAUCAUGUGGCCGACAAACCUCGGAAUCAUCCGCUGCAUUCUCAUUGGAAGCCCCGAGUAUAUUGUUUCUGA
Messenger RNA from Gongylonema pulchrum, 270 nucleotides. The record is from the annotation of a GenBank genome assembly. Lineage: Eukaryota; Metazoa; Nematoda; Chromadorea; Rhabditida; Gongylonematidae.